AUGCUGCUUCCUGCGCUGAGCUGGCUCCUCUCCUCACUGGUGACGACCGUCAGCCCUGGAAAACUGUCCGAAGCGGAGGUAGCCACCGAGGUUCUGCACAGACCAUUUAUCUGUCACCGAAAGACCAAGUACGGGGACAUGCUGAUGGUGCACCACGACGGGUACUUUGAGAAUGGCACCAUGUUUCACUCCAGUCGAAGUUCUGGCGACAAGCAGCCGAUGUGGUUCACGCUUGGCAUCAGACAAGUGCUCAAAGGCUGGGACCUGGGCCUGCAGGGCAUGUGUGCUGGAGAGAAGAGGAAACUGGUGCUACCCCCCGCUCUGGCCUAUGGGAAGGAGGGGAAAGGUAAGAUCCCACCUGAGAGCACUCUGACUUUCAUUGUUGAACUGCUGGACAUACGAAAUGGACCAAGGUCACAUGAGUCUUUCCAGGAAAUGGACCUCAAUGAUGACUGGAGGCUCUCCAGAUAUGAGGUGAAGGAAUAUCUGAAGAAAGAACACGAGAAAUAUGGCAACCCUCCAAACGACACCCUUCGUGAGAAGAUUAUGGAAGAAAUCUUUGCCAGAGAGGAUGAGAACAAAGACGGCUUUAUAUCCUCCAGAGAGUUCACAUACAAGCACGAUGAACUGUGA
Molecule: messenger RNA, 633 nt
Organism: Menidia menidia (Atlantic silverside)
Lineage: Eukaryota; Metazoa; Chordata; Actinopteri; Atheriniformes; Atherinopsidae
Source: the annotation of a GenBank genome assembly